This is a messenger RNA of Fundulus heteroclitus (mummichog), 6651 nucleotides long. RefSeq names its product ring finger protein 165a (gene ark2ca). Gene Ontology annotation, molecular function: zinc ion binding; ubiquitin protein ligase activity. The record is from RefSeq and is a predicted model, not a curated record. NCBI's taxonomy places the organism in Eukaryota, Metazoa, Chordata, Actinopteri, Cyprinodontiformes, Fundulidae.
AUGGUCCUGUCAUGCAGGGGUGGGCUGUCAAUCAGACGUCUCCGCCCAGACUCUCAUCCCAUUGGUGGGUCGAGUUCCAAAACAGAAGGGGGGCAUUCUGAACGGGGUGCUGUGAUUGGUCGCCGUGUUCUGCAUGCGCGCGCUCCCAGCUGAGCCUGUCCGUUUGACUGUGCGGGAGAAGAAGAGCGGAGGAGGAGGGGAGGGGGCUACAGGGGAUCAUUUCCAUGGACCAUCUGUCUCGCUGGCUGCGCUCACAACAAAGAAGGACCCAGGAUGGUGUUAGUCCAAGUCGGAUAUCUGGUUCUCCCCGUCUUCGGCUCAGUUAGAAAUAGAGGAGCGCACUUCAGCAGGCAUCAGCACAGCCAUGCUACCUCCUGCCGACACUUUCACCUGGGCGCUCCCCAGGCUCCCAUCCCGGCAGAGUUUCCUCUCGGACACGCCGGCCAGUCCCCGCCGUCGGGCCUGGCCGCCCACCUACCCGCCGCGCACCACCCGACGCUCAACGCUCUGCCUGCGCCCCCCCAGUUUCAGGACGUCCCAGGGCCUUCAUUCCUACCUCAGGCCUUACACCAGCAAUACCUCAUCCAGCAGCAGCUCUUUGAAGCGCAGCACCGCAGGAUCCUUCCUCACUCAUCCAGAAGAACCCAGGAGCGUAUUCCUCUGAAUUCGCAUCGGCUGCGUUCAGGUUAUGAAUACUCGCCUCCAAUCCAUGUUCCUCAGCCAAUAACACAGCAGCCACGGUACCUGGCUGAAGGCACCGACUGGGAUCUCAGCGUAGAUGCUGGCCUCCCUCAUCAGUACCAACUCCAGCAGCUUCCGCAGCACUAUCAGCAUUACCUGGCCUCCCCUCGCCUUCACCACUUCCCCAGGAACACGUCGUCUGCCCAAGUGGUUGUUCACGAAAUCAGAAAUUACCCCUAUCCCCAGCUGCAUCUGUUAGCGCUGCAAAGUUUAAAUCCCUCAAGGCACGCCACUGCUGUGAGAGAAAGCUACGAGGAGCUGUUGCAGCUUGAAGACCGGCUGGGAAGCGUCAGCAGGGGCGCUGUCCAAACAACCAUAGAAAGAUUCACUUUUCCACACAAAUACAAGAAGAGAAAGCCUCUGCAACUGAAGACUGGAGAAGAGGAGGAAACAGAUGUGGAUGAGAAGUGUACCAUCUGCUUGUCCAUGCUGGAGGAUGGAGAGGAUGUCAGGCGACUGCCCUGCAUGCACCUCUUCCAUCAGGGCUGCGUGGACCAGUGGCUGGCUACCAGCAGGAAGUGUCCAAUCUGUCGGGUCGACAUCGAAACACAGCUGAACCCUGACAGCUGAUGAGAUUCAACAUCCUAGUGAUUCACUCACUCUUGUGUGAUCCCUCACUCUCUUCCAUCCAGGCUUGCCGGCCUUCCCCCCCCCCACGAUUCCUCCCCCCCGGUGGGUGCUUUGACAAAAUGUCUCCAGAUUUCCCGCACCAUAACAAAAAAAAUCUCUAAUUACGCUUUAUUGAGCCAAGCUAGGACUGCACGAGAGGCUGCGACGGACUCUCUUUUACAUAGAAGCACAUCCUCUUGGGAAGCAAACGACACUGGAACACAAAACCAACGCGCGUUCUCAUGUACACAGGGUUUACUUGUAGCUUUGCUGGUUGUGAGUGGGGUGUUGUUGCAGUUGUGCUGUUGUACUGUAGGUAGCCACGGGCUGUGUAGCAUGUCCUCAAAGCCAUGACCUUAAGUCUGAAGAGUGGAAAAACACGUAACCACACACUGAACUCUUGACUUUCUCUCUUUUCACCGUCUCUUUCUUAUUCGGACACGAACAUAAGCUUAACAGAUACUAACCGCUCUGAUGCCAUGUUUACCUAAAGAUCUUUGUGGUCGUAGUAGAGUAGCAGUAACCAAUAAGUGAUUUUUUUUCGGUGGACUCUCGCCUUUUUUUGGGUCGAAGCACUAGCUAGCUGAGUGUUUUUGAUCGCAUCAUAAAGCUUUGACUUUUUGCAAUACAGUCGUCCUUUUGACCCUGGGUGGUGUCGUUGUAUUGGGUCUCUUUCACUCCUGUGCAACCAGAACCCCAGUGACUGAGUGGUUUUGUAUUUAAACUGUUAAAAAUAUGUGGGAAGUGUUUGUUUGUUUUUUUUAUUUGAAUUUAUUUGAAUUUUACCAAAAUGCAUUUUACUGCAUUGUAGCUUGAAUCUGCACACAGGUUGUGUGUGUGUGUGUUUGUCUGUGUGUGUGUGUGUGUGUGUGUGGGGGGGGUGCUCUGCCCUGGUGUGCUUAACAAAACUAAUAUGUGUCAGUGGCAUCUUGACUUUGCUUUAAGAGUUGGGGGCGACACCUUUACUCAGACCAUGUAGGUUAAAUACUGCAGCUGCCUGAGCUCUUACACAACGCAAAACCAAAAAAAAAAAAAAAAAAAAAAAACGAUGAGGGGAGGUUAGCGCGCACUAGGCAUGGGCCGGUACGACUUUUUUAAGGUAUGAUUACUUUGAUUUUCUGGCAAUUACGCAAAACGUUGAAAUAAAAUGUAAGGAACUGAUUGCUUUAACUUAAGACAGAAAAGAAAAAUAUAUUCCAACUGCUGCUAACAUGUUAUAGCAUAUUUAACAUUACAGACAUGAUAUUAUUAUGGAUAACAUUUCAUUGUUGUUUUAACCUAGAUACAUAGAUUUGCCUUUAUGCAAAAGGCAUGCUAAAUUCAGUAGUUUUCAAAUGCUCAUCGAUAAACAACGCUUUCCUGUUUUGUCAUUCUGUCAGGUUAACACCGCUCUCCGCCUUUGCCCAUAGUUAUAGUGUAGAUACUUGAUUGUUUGCAUAUUAUAUGUGCAACUUCACGACCAGCAUUCCUGUGCGCAAACAAACUCUUCUGCCGAGUUUAUAUAAUAAAACGAAAGCAUGUAGGAAUAUUAACUUUUACACCCUUGAUUGGAUGGUCUAAUCAUUCAAGCUCUUUCGUCUUUCAAAUAGUGAAUGAACGACUUAAAGAAAUGCACUAUGAUUACGCACCCUACGUUACGUAGCUGCUUUGUCGAUUGCUAAAGAUGAAAAGGGAAAUAAAAGAAACAGCUUGUAGAUCUGAUGUGAGCGUAGUAUUUGUAUAGUUGGCUAUUUAAAAAGGCAAUCUGUAUGUACACUAAUGAGUUCCUGGAUGGACCGUUUUGAUUCCUUGUCUGUUAGUAGAAGGUGAAAACAGAACUACCAAUCACUUGCUGAAGCCAUUAGCUAAACUUAUGGAUAUGUCAGGGUAUGAUUAUCAAAAAAAAAAAAAGUACAUUUAGCUGACUUGAAAACCAGUAACUUCAAAGGCAAAGCUUGCUGCAGACAAUUAGCUACCAAAACAAUUUACUCAGAAGUUGCAGUCACAGCCAAUCCUACAGCAACUGCGCCAGGAACAUAGUGGAUAACAAACUGUUAUUACCUGCCUAAUUAAGCUACCUGCUGGGGUUGUCAGCCAUAGCCAUGCUACUCUUAGCUUUAGAACUGUAGUUUUAUAAACAGAGUUAUAUUAUCAGAGGGAUCAAUGGCACUCCUUUCGUUUCCAAGCCAUGACUGUAACCUGAAAUAUUUCAGCUUAGUUUGUCUUUCUUGUAAGCGUGGGGAAAAGCUGGUUGUCUUCUGUCAGCCAGCUGACCAGCAGUGUGCAGCGAAUGAUAGGGGAGGGGGGCAGCGCUUCGUUCUGCUCAUCAUCACUCCCUCCUGGGUCUCUCAUUUAAAGGACUUUGGACUGUAGGAUCACUUCUUUUUUUUUUUUUUUUUUUUUUUUUGCAGUUUCUAAACUAUUUAACUGGCCCAUGCCUAUCAUGCACUGCAGAGGUAGGUGGAAGGCUUCGGUUGUUCUUCAACCGGCAUUUUCAGGUGGAACGGAUCAAACGGCGAAACAGCGCGUGCUAAACAAUGCAUGUUUCAUUUUGAGUUCAGCUGUCAGCUUGGGCAGUGUUACCUUAACUAAAAGGGGUGCGAAGAUUCCUGCGCAUGCCUUAGUUAAUCUGAGCUCCGACUAUCUUCUCAACAUCAACGAAAUAAUAAAAAAAAUAAAAAUAAAUUAAAAAAACCAGUCAGCGGCUGCUCCCCUGACUCGUAGCUUGUGUUCGUCCUGUCCCCUUCGAUGUUGACAGCAGGAUUCUCGCGACGUUUACCUUAUUGCCUACGAAGAGCAAGCACACAUAGUUAUAGCAACAAGCUGUUUUCCUUGGAGUUGCAUUAGAUAUAGAUUCAUGUCCAGAGAGGGAGAGGAGUUUUCUUUUCACGCGCCGAUCCCGUGUCUAUCUGUGACAGGCCUCUCUUUGUGGUCGCUUUGCCGGUUGCCAUGCUGUACUCCUAGAACAUGUGGGGCGUGAGGCGACGAAGGCAGCUCUCACUUCUUGCAGUGCACACAGACACGAAGGCGAUGCAACAGCAUCCCGGUUUCACUUCAGUCCCACAGAGCCAUGUGUUAAAGAUCCCCUUCAGGACCCGCACCGUCCUAUGCACUGUGAUAGCGGAGGACCAGACCUUUCAGUUCCCCGUCCUGUGCACUGCGAGCGGUGACACUGCCUCCUGCUGUAGUGGAGACAUCCGUGAUGAAGUUUUCAUAGUUUACACAGGGUGUUGUCAGCUGAAAUGCCUUAAGUAUUUAACAAUCAUAAUUUAUUACUAAUUGUAGAUAUUGUGGGGAUGUAUUUAAUUUUAUAGAGUUUUUUUUUUUUCUUUUUGAGAGAGAGAGAGAGAGAGAGAGAGAGAGUGGAUGAAUCAUAAUUUAUUUAUUUAGAAAUAACAAAAAAAUAAUAUGAAAAAAAACGAUUACCUCAUUUUUGCAUUGUUUGAAAUGGGAAUGCUUUGCAUGCAGUGGUACUUUUUGAACACUAAAGCUAUAUAUGAAAGAAUAAGAAAUAAUAAUAAUAAUAAAAAAAAAAUAGCCCUGCUGUUUGAUCUCCACAAGCUGGCUAUGCGAUGUUUACGGUCCCAGACUGAGCUACUGAGCCUGCUCUCUGUCUGUCUCCCAUGUGGUGCUGUGGAUCCUAGUUACAUUCCAUUCAAUGCAAUCUCUCUGAUCUCCCAUGCUGUGAUGUGGACGAACUGCAAUGACGUGAUCUUUAGUUUGUGAUUUAUAAUUUUAGUUUUUUAAGUUUGUUUUUUGUUGGUUUUGCACUCGUUUGAUAUUUCGGAACCCUCUCACUGGCAAAAAAAAAAAAAAAAAAGUCGCUUUUAUGAAUUAACUGGCUUUUAUUUAGUAUGUUCUGCUUCUUGCAGUGCAGUCUCUUGACAUCUUAUUGAAGCAUGAUCCUUUUUGCCACUUUUAUAUCUGUCUUUGAUUUAAGCAGUCUUCAACGGACCUUGAAGACACAAGCAUAACAAGUGCCUCGCUUUAGGUGUUCUGAGAUAAUUUCCAUGACACUGAAACCACUAACAACAAUCAACCCAUGAAGCCACCCUGCCUUAUCAGUUGCAUGAAUAUUUGAAGGAAUGAAGCUGACAAGUAUGAAAGCCCUUCUACUUACAGAGAGAUGGUUCAAAUGUUAUUGACGCGGGGUUCUAUGGAGAGGUUCUGAGCAGCAACAUCUUUGUCAAUAUUGUACCUGUUCACCUUUAUUUUCCAGCAACUCAACAUUCUGGAACAAAUUCACGGUACCAAAAUGAAGUAGUUCUCAAUUUUCAAGCUUGUUUUAAGAUAAAGUCUUUAAUAAUAUAUAGAUUAUGAAGUCAUAUCACAUGGGUUAGGGCAUCUCCUGGAAUUUGAUAGCUGGCUUUUGCCAUCUUAUUUCUAUCUGCUUGGUUCUGUUAUGCUCUGUUUGCGGCAAUUUAAAUGGCUAAGUCAUGAGUCCAAGGCGUGACUUUCAACUUUAAGGCAAAAUCUAGUUCACUGUAUUGAAUUUAAUUGAAUUUUGCUUUAAACUUGACAGUAACGCCUUGGAUUCAUGACUUGACCAUUUAAAUUACGGAGAGGAAAGGCAUGCUGUUCACGGUUUGCUACCAAAACCAUAAUAUAAAUGAGUGACAGGCAGCGCUCCAUUAUUUGGCGCAUCAUGAGUAACUAGACUUUUCGCAGACAGAAAUAUUUUAAAAGACACAGAUACAUCUUCAUAAGCCAGAGGAAGGUGCGCAAUUCUUCUUUCAGCCAGCUGCAUGGCAGUGUGGAGCUAGUGGAAGCAGUAUCUCUGCAUUAUUGUAAGCUCGAAACAGCAGCAGGAAAAAAACCUGCACACUUAGGCACCUUUUCUAAUAUCUCGUUAAGAAGACUAGUGAUCCUGAAACGGUAACUUUUUAAAACGUUGCCAUAGCUUGAUCCCUCAUAACCUCUCCAAAGAACUCCACGUCUAAGAAUAGGAAAUAAAUCUAAAUGCUUUCUUUAAAAAAUUAGAAUAAAACAGUUGAAGUCAUGAAGCGUUACUUGGAAAAAAAACCCUCUUUGGACCAUGAAGGGGUAUUUUUCACGUUUGGGUUUGGUAGAUGUUUUUUUUUCUUUUUACUUCUCUAGCGAAUGCUUUCCAUUUCUGUCCGUUUUUACUCCUCUCAUUCCCGUUUCUUUUCACUUUCCGUCAGUCGGCUCUCUUUCUUCUCACAGCCUAAGCGAAAAGACAUGGAUUACAAAGCACAAACUUUUUUCUAAAAAAUGCAUGUUUUCUCAGGUUCCAGUACAGUCGCAAUGGUUUAAUAACAUAUUGUCGAAAUAUAUAAAAAGAAUAUGAAGGAAAAAAAAAAA